AUGGAGACGAAAAACGCAAACAACUUUGUACUCAAAGAGCUUAAUCAACUUAACUACGAUCAUAUUGCCUUAGUGCCGCCGCAUACUAGAGGAGGUGGAGGACUAGCACUGCUAUGGAAAAAGGAAAUCGAACUAAAAGUCCUAUCUCAAUGCGACAACUUUAUCGAUACUGAAGUCCACUUCCAGGGAAAGCUAUUUAUGGCUACUUUCGUCUAUGGAGAGCCAGAGAAAGCGAACAGGAAAGAAAUGUGGAACACGCUAAUGGCGAAGACGGAAGGCAGAGAGUUACCUUGGUUCUUAACAAGAGACUUCAAUGAGAUCCUUGACAAUUCUGAAAAGGUGGGAGGUCCAGCCCGAGCAGAGAGCUCUUUUGUUGACUUUAGGUCAUUCAUGUCGGCGUGUGACCUCUACGACUUGAAACACACUGGAAAUUUUCUAUCUUGGAGGGGAAUCAGAUACAAACACAAUGUUAAAUGCUGA
This is a messenger RNA of Microthlaspi erraticum, 480 nucleotides long. The record is from the annotation of a GenBank genome assembly. NCBI's taxonomy places the organism in Eukaryota, Viridiplantae, Streptophyta, Magnoliopsida, Brassicales, Brassicaceae.